AUGGAAACUCCAGACAAUGUUGUGGCUUCAUACGAGUCAGCUGUGAAGAUAAUUUUGCAAUGGGAUGUUAGCACUGCGAGAGGACAAAAGAUGUUUGAUGGAGAAGAUCACAAUGGGAUAAAUCAGUACUUGCGAGCCGUUGAUGAGAUCCACCGUUCGAUGGAAUUGACGACUGUGUUUGAUGAUGACAAGAGUAAGAGCAAGACCAACAGUGUGCUUGAGAAAGCCAUGGCCCGGCUUGAAGAGGAGUUCGUCAACAUCUUGACCGGGACUGGCAACAUCCAUCCGAGCUAUUCAACUUCUUCGAGUUCAGUAACUGAUAGCAUUAACUAUGAAUUAGUUGAAGAGGAUUACUUAGACUACGAUAUUGUACCAUCUGAAGAAGAAAUAAAUGAUCUCCGGAGUAUUGCUGAAAGGAUGGACUCUGUUCAGUGCGUUCAGGUUUACAGGAGAGUAAGGAAGGGUAUAGUGGAUGUGUGUUUCCAACGUCUUGGCAUCGAGAAAUUGAGCAUUCAACAAAUUUGGAGGUUGGAAUGGCAAGUGUUGGAGGUGAAGAUCAGACAGUGGAUACAUGCAGCCAAGUUUUGUGUUCAAAUUUUCUUUCCCAAAGAGAAGCAACUCUGUGAGCAAAUCCUUGCAAGUCUUGAAACUGUUGCAAUUGAUUACUGUUUUACGGAAAUAGUUAGAGAUGCCACAGUUCAGUUAUUUGACUUUGUGGAUGCCAUAAGUACUAGUCGUCUAUCGCCAGAGAGGCUGUUCAAAUUUAUAGACCUCCACGAAGCAUUGUCAGAUCUUCUACCUGAAGUGGACACUCUUUUUCAAUCAAAAUCAGCAGAACCUAUUGAAAUCGAGGUUGUUGAGUCACCUAUUCAAAUCCGAGCUGUUGAGAUACUUUCUCAGCUCAAGGAAGCAGUCAAAGGGACUCUAUUGCAACUAGAGAAAGAAGUGUGUCAUAAGCAGUCAACAAUUUUGGUUCCUAGUGGGAUUAUUCACAGCUUGACUAGGUAUGUGAUGGAUUAUACCAUUUGGGUCUCCGAGUACAAGCACUCUUUAACUUCAAUAAUUGUAUCUAAGCCAUCAACAUAUUUGAAAUAUUUUGAUGAUGAGACGAUUAUUCAUAUGGACUAUAUAGAAGUUGAGGGGCAAACUCCGUUGGCACUCCAUUUAAUUUGGAUUAUUCAGAAUUUAGUACGCCAGUUGAAUGUCGAGUCCAACCACCACGAUGAUGUCGACUUGGCUUUUUCGUUCAUGGUGGACAAUGCUCUUUACAUUCUUCAGAAAAUUAUAGGCUGUCCAGAAUUGAGGAUGAUGGUUGGCAAUCAUUUGUUACACAAAUUAUAUAGAUUUUUAAUCCACUAUGUGAGAGUUUCAACAUUGAGAAUCGAAUCCAGUAUGAGACGAAAGAAACUAGGCACCAGUGGGUGCUGCUCUUCUGGGAUGUCAAGGAUUGGUUUGAGAGAGACUUGGCUCUUAUCGGUGUUUUCUUUUGGCUUCAUGCCAACACGAAGGGAUCCUGGGGAAAGUUCUAGCUCUAAUCUCGUAGAAAGGGAUCAGGAGCAAGUUGAGGAAGAUAUCUUAUUGCGUGAUUUGUUUGUGCCACCACCGGCACCACCACCACCACCUCCAAAGAAAAAUGAGUUAGAUGAUACUCUUUACCACAUUGCAAAGUUUGUGAAAUUGAUGCCAACUUUGUUUGAGGGCGGUCCAGAUCCGCUUGUUGCGGAUAGUUUCAUGGAUAGGGUGGAGAAGCAUAUUAAUGCCAUGAAUUUGGCAACGGACAAGUUGAAGAUUACAUUGGCUACUUACAAUUUUGUGGGCGAUGCUGAGAUUUGGUGGAAGACCGUUUCUCACACCCAUAAUCUGGAUACUAUGACAUAUGCUACAUUCAAGAAGUUGUAUUAUGAGAAGUACUUUCCGACGCCUAAGCGGAGGGAAGGAGUUUGA
Molecule: messenger RNA, 1944 nt
Organism: Cornus florida
Lineage: Eukaryota; Viridiplantae; Streptophyta; Magnoliopsida; Cornales; Cornaceae
Product: exocyst complex component EXO70H1-like
Exons: 3
Coding region: 1-1944 (647 amino acids)
Biological process (GO): exocytosis
Cellular component (GO): exocyst
Molecular function (GO): phosphatidylinositol-4,5-bisphosphate binding
Source: RefSeq, a predicted model, not a curated record